This is a messenger RNA of Hansenula ciferrii, 1443 nucleotides long. RefSeq names its product pyridoxal phosphate-dependent aminotransferase. The coding region runs from base 1 to 1443 and encodes 480 amino acids. NCBI's taxonomy places the organism in Eukaryota, Fungi, Ascomycota, Saccharomycetes, Phaffomycetales, Wickerhamomycetaceae. The record is from RefSeq and is a predicted model, not a curated record. The transcript has a single exon. Gene Ontology annotation, biological process: L-tyrosine biosynthetic process; aromatic amino acid catabolic process. Gene Ontology annotation, molecular function: L-2-aminoadipate:2-oxoglutarate transaminase activity; pyridoxal phosphate binding; aromatic-amino-acid:2-oxoglutarate transaminase activity.
AUGACAGUACCAACAUCAACAAAUGAUGGAUUAUUAUCCUUUGUUUCAACACGUUCCCUGGAACGUAAACAAGUUUCAUUUGCAGGUUUACCAUUACCAACUUCAAUUACAAAACAUAAAUCACCAAUUUCUUUAGGAGGUGGUAGACCACAUUCAGGAUUUUUCCCAGUUAAUAAAAUUACAUUAGAAGUUUCAUCAUCUCCUUUUAAUGCUGAUACUACUGAAAAAGUUAUUAGUAAGAAAGAUUCAAAGACAUUAGAUAUUACUAAAGGGUUUCAGUAUGGUCCAACUGAAGGUCAUCCUGAAUUGAUUUCAUUUGCUAAAAGUUUGAUUAAUAGAGUUAAUGAACCAGGUUAUGAAGAUUGGGAUUUAACUUUAACUAAUGGUACAGGAGAUUCAUUACACAAGAUUUUCAAUUUAAUUAUUAAUCCAGGGGAUGUUAUCCUAAUUGAAAAUUAUACUUAUGUUCCCGUGAUUUCAAAUAUCAUAAAUUAUGGUGGUAUUGUUGUUCCAGUGGAAUUAAAUUUUGAAAAAGGUGGUAUUGAUGUUGGAAAAUUUGAAAAAUUAUUAGAAAAUUGGGAAUCUGGACCUUAUAAACAUUUUAAAAGACCAAAGGGGUUAUAUACUAUUCCAACUGGACAAAAUCCAUCAGGUUUAACCCAGAGUCAUGAAGAUAGAAAAAAGAUUUAUGAUUUAAGUUCUGAAUAUGAAUUUUUAAUCAUUGAAGAUGAUCCAUAUGGUUAUAUUCAAUUAAGUGAAUAUUUUGAUGGUGAUUUCAAUAAAUUUUCCACAAAUGACUAUUCGGUUGAUAAAUAUAUUGAAGAAGAUUUACCAAAUUCAUAUAUUCAAUAUGAUACAGAAGGUAGAGUCCUUAGAUUAGAAUCAUUUUCCAAGAUUUUUGCACCAGGUUCAAGAUUAGGUUUCAUAGUUGGACAUGCAAAAUUCAUCAAGAGAAUAAUUGAUCAUGCAAAUGUUUCCACAAGGGCUCCAUCAGGUAUUAGUCAAUUGAUUGUGAAUUCUGUUAUUGAACAAUUUGAUGGUGUUGAUGGUUGGUUAAAUUGGAAUAUUCAGAUAUCAGAAGAAUAUACCGCUAGAAAGAAUUUAUUAAUCAAGACAUUGAAAUCUAGUGAAUCAUUUAAGAAAGGUCAAUUUGAUAUAAUUGAACCAAAAUCUGGUAUGUUUCUUUCAAUCAAUAUUAAUUUUCCAAAUGAUGAUGAUGAUGAAGAAGAAGAUUAUAGAGAUCAAGUAGAACAAUUAAGAUAUAAGGCAUUGGAACAAGGUGUUAUUGUUGUCUUGGGUAAAAAUUUUACUACAGAUGAAAGUUUUGCUAAAAAGGCAAGAUUUAUUAGAACUACAAUUGCAACUCAAGAUAGUGAUGAAGAAAUUUUAGAAGCUGGUAGAAGAUUAAGUAGUGCUAUUAAAUUGUAUUUUGAAAGUGUUUAA